Pistacia vera is the source of this 1493-nucleotide messenger RNA. Its product is annotated as YTH domain-containing protein 1. Gene Ontology annotation, cellular component: nucleoplasm. The record is from RefSeq and is a predicted model, not a curated record. Lineage: Eukaryota; Viridiplantae; Streptophyta; Magnoliopsida; Sapindales; Anacardiaceae. Bases 199 to 1410 code for a protein of 403 amino acids. The transcript is spliced from 9 exons. Gene Ontology annotation, molecular function: N6-methyladenosine-containing RNA reader activity; mRNA binding. Gene Ontology annotation, biological process: regulation of mRNA splicing, via spliceosome; mRNA splicing, via spliceosome.
AAAAAAAAAAAAAAUCCACAGCCAGUUUUUUGUAGUCGAGGAGUCUAGGGCUUGGCGAAGCAAAACUUAUCAUGAAUCAGACACAACACUUUUACUCUUAACAUCAACACUUGGCUUUACGCUCAUACAAGUCUACAGGUUUCCUUUUGUAUCUGCUUUUUAUAUCUGCAUUGUGACGUAGGAAGUUAAUAAAAGGAUAUGUCUUCUGAUACUGCGAAAGAAAAUGCUUCUGUGGUUGAUUCAUCGGUGACUGAAAAACUUGAGAUUGGAAAUUCGGAUGAUCGAGAGAGCUCAAGCUACAAGGCUAAUGAGGACUAUCCGUCUCGGGCAGAAGAAGCAGAAGCAGGGCAUUCUAAUGGUCGAUUGGAAAAGUCCACUGAAAACAAAAAGGGUAAAUUGUAUGGUACAAGAUAUUUUAUCAUUAAGAGUUUGAAUCAUCAUAAUAUCCAACUAUCAAUCGAGAAAGGGAUAUGGGCUACUCAGGUCAUGAAUGAACCAAUUUUGGAAGAAGCCUUUCAUAAUUCUGUUAAAGUCAUUUUAAUAUUUAGUGUCAACAUGAGUGGUUUCUUCCAAGGGUAUGCCCAAAUGAUGUCUUCGGUUGGGUGGAGGCGAGACAGUGUCUGGAGUCGAGGAAGUGGUAAAAGUAAUCCUUGGGGGCGUAGUUUUAAGGUCAAAUGGCUGCAGUUAAAUGACUUGCCUUUCCAAAAGACUCUUCAUCUCAAGAAUCCAUUGAAUGAUUACAAACCUGUGAAAAUUAGCAGAGACUGCCAGGAGUUACCCCAAGAUAUCGGAGAAGCUCUUUGUGACCUUCUUGAUGGAAAGGGUGAUCUGGAUGGAAUGCUAACAAGUUUUCCAAGGGGUGAUCUUCCUGCUAAGAGGCCUUGUACUGAGCCUCCAUGUUCUUUGGGAGAUGAAGAGUAUCAUAUGCCUGCACUGCAAAUGACAUUGACCAGGACACCCAUGCCUUAUCCUUCCUUCCUCUACCAACAUCAAGCUGGAUCAAAUACAUUUCAGUUAGCUCACAGAUCUUCUGGGGAUGCUGAAGGUUUGCCUUUCCAUUCACCGUCGUCAAAAUUUUCAAGAAUGAAAUGUUCUCACCUAAAGGGGAAUCUUUCUAGUUUACAAGUGGACCAUGAUUUACCUUCUCAAUAUGAUUUAUGGGGUUUGUCUGCAGAGAGUCUUCUUGCCAGUACCUUAACUGAGGAUGAUUUUCUCGAAAUGUCAUACGAGGAAUACCUGGAAGUCCAUAGCAGAAGCAUCAAGCAGUUGUGCCAUCCUGUAGGUGGAGCAUCUUGGACAGUGCCGGUGCCUGAGUUGUCAAAUAAAAAGCAAGAUGAUGAUUCAAACCCAAGUUUUGUAACUCAGAAGCCUUACUCACGGAAGAGAACACAUCAUUCAUCCCAGAAAUGAUUGCAUUUCCACUGUGGGCAAUAUGUGAAUUUGCUUUGUUCUAAUCCCUGUGAUGUUGUACACAAUAUGUUGGAUCUAACGAG